Rotaria socialis is the source of this 729-nucleotide messenger RNA. NCBI's taxonomy places the organism in Eukaryota, Metazoa, Rotifera, Eurotatoria, Philodinida, Philodinidae. The record is from the annotation of a GenBank genome assembly.
AUGGUGAAUUCGGACGAAACUAAACAUCUGCUUGAUCCGAUGGGUCAACCAAAUGUCGACAAUAAUAAAAAAAAUACGGCGAUUAAUCUUAGUCGUUCACGACCUUCAUGGUUGCAAAAAAUAUUGUUACAAUAUAAAGAUCACCCGUAUGAACAAGAUGGAAACAGCAAUAUCGAAACAGCAUCGAAAUCGUCUGUAAAUGCUAAGCACGCACAUGUAAAGGUUUUAGAACUUUAUCGAUUUGCCGAUCGGCAAGAUAAAUUAAUGUUGGCUAUUGGUCUCAUCAUGGUAUUGAUAAAUGGUAUCAAUUUCCCAUUAUUUUUAGUUAUAACGGCAAAAAUUUUGGGUGAGUUUUUUCAACAUGCAACUGGUUAUUGUCAUUUGGAUUUUGAUGUAUUGAAUAAACGUUGCCCAUUGGGUAUUGAAAUCGAUCAAUACAACUUUUUUAAAUAUCAAAAUAUUUGCCACAUUAAUAUUAAUGAAGUCAAUCACUUUCAAACAUGGCCUGAAGUCAAGCAAAAUGUUAAUAAGAAAAUUCUCGUCUUAUUUCUACUUGGGCUAUUACAGUUUUUUGUAAGUUUUACUGAAUUCAUGAUGUUUGAUAUAUCGGCUAAACGGCAAGCGUCACGCAUUCGAGCAAUCUUGUUUAGAAUAACCCUCUUCAAGAAUAUUCCUUAUUUCGAUAAGUAUCACAAAACCGGUGAAAUACAGACCAAAUUAAUUGAGUAA